Messenger RNA from Onychostoma macrolepis, 2267 nucleotides. RefSeq names its product organic solute carrier partner 1b (gene oscp1b). NCBI's taxonomy places the organism in Eukaryota, Metazoa, Chordata, Actinopteri, Cypriniformes, Cyprinidae. Bases 184 to 1326 code for a protein of 380 amino acids. The record is from RefSeq and is a predicted model, not a curated record. Gene Ontology annotation, biological process: transport. The transcript is spliced from 10 exons. Gene Ontology annotation, cellular component: cytoplasm; plasma membrane.
GUCAUCGGCGCGCAGCAGUACGAGCGCCUCUGAUUGGCUGUUGUUGGCGGUGACCUGGCAACCAAGCGAGGGUUAACAGACGCUUAUUUAUUCUGCAGGAUCUUCAGAGAGCAAAGAUCGCGUCUUUUUAUUGACAACCUGUGAUUGCUUCCCGAUACUAGCUGCUCUACAUCUCCAGAGAGGAUGUCGACGCGAACGCUGCCUCUGCUCUUCAUUAAUCUGGGUGGAGAAAUGCUCUACAUCCUGGAUCAGCGCCUGCGGGCUCAAAAUAUCCCAGCAGAUAAAGCGAAGAAAGUUAUGAAUGAUAUCAUUACCACCAUGUUCAAUAAGAAGUUCCUGGAGGAGCUGUUCAAACCACAGGAGCUGUACUCCAAGAAGGCCCUGAGGACCGUGUUCGACCGACUCGCUCACGCCUCCAUCAUGAGACUCAACCAAGCUAGUAUGGACAAGCUCUACGACUUGAUGACCAUGGCAUUCAAGUAUCAAGUCCUGCUGUGUCCUCGCCCUAAAGACAUCCUCCUUGUGUCCUUUAACCACAUGGAUGCCAUCAGGGACUUUGUGAAAGACACUCCCAGCAUCCUCAGCCAAGUGGAUGAAACAAACAAACAACUCGUAGAGAUCUAUACACCUUUAUCUGGUGGAGAGUUUCAACUAAUUAGACAGACACUCCUCAUCUUCUUUCAAGAUAUGCAUAUAAGAGUAUCAAUUUUCCUGAAAGACAAAGUACAAAACUCCAAUGGGCGAUUUGUUCUCCCCACAUCAGGCCCUGUUCCAUAUGGGACGAACGCCCCAGGACUCAUAAGAAUGUUUAGCUGUAGUGGUGAGGAGGUGAGAAGGAUGCAGUUCCGUGACGGUGGCAAUUACUGCGGCGCUCUCCGUGAGGGUUCUUUUGAAAUGUAUGGUGAUCGAGUCAUCAAACUGGGCACAAACAUGUACAGUGUGAGCCGCCCUGUUGAGACACACAUGUCUGGAACCUCCAAAAACUCCUCACAGCACACCAAGGUCAACACAACUCCGAAUCCUUUGGCAAAAGAAGAGCUGAACCUGCUUGCUAGACUAAUGGGAGGUCUGGAGGUGCAGAAAUCAGCUAACACUGACUCUGGCUUCCGUGUGAACCUUUUUGCCACUGACGAAGAGGAAGAGGAAGCUUUGAUAUCAAGACCGGAUGAGUUUUCCUAUGAAGUUAUUAAUAUCCAGGCAACAAAGGACAAACAGACCAAUGCAGAGCUGGCUAAGAUCAUGGGGGAGUUUGGAGAAACGGGAGAACCCGCCCCCAGUUCCAGCAGCAAGGGCGACGACCUCCUGGCCAUGAUGGAUGGACUGUGACUUAAACUUGAUGUUCCCUUUGACUGAGCAGAGAGACUGAGCUGUUAAGCAGGAUAAAGUGCUACAAUGUCUUACUCAGCAAAGAGGCCUUUUGCCUGGAUCUACAGUGACAACCGUAUAUAUUUAGAACGACAGCUAAGCUCAACAAGAAAGCCUCUCUUUGUGAAUUUCACACAAUUUUUGUCUCCUGCCACCCACCGAAUGUGAGAAAUGCAAAUAGCAGGUGUAGAAAUGUAAUAUGCGUCUUGCUGUGGGACCAUAUUUACUUUUUCACAUGCAUUCCGUCAAGUUACUUUGGACCUACUGAGGUGGCACAGGCCGUAUCAUCACGUAUUUCAGCGAAUGGUUUGAUAUCAGUCUUCACAGAAACGUCUGCGAGGCUUUGAUGUCACAGACACUUCUGUGACAUUUAGAUCAGUGGACAGAAUAAAACGCCUUUUCUGGACUGUCUUAGUUGUCUAAGAGGACAAUCCGUGCACGUGGAAUUCAUUUAAAUCUGUUUGAUGUGCAACCGAGAAGUGCAGGAUAUGCAUCCACACAACAAGCGCUGAUUAAGACAGGGUAAUGGAGGAAACCGAAGUGCACUUGCAGUAAAUAUUUAGUACAGAUCCCAAAACUGGUUUACAGGAAGCCCCAGGACAAUUGAUGUGUGUAUGUUUUUGUCUUUAUGUAAAGGGAGUGCAACAAAGUCAGGUAUUUCAAGCUCAAGAAAUUAAAAUGUCUUAGUGUGCAAUUGUUGCAUUAUGGAAAGGGACAAUGUAUACAUGAAACCACCUCCAUGGAAAGAAAGCAAUAUGUAUGGUGGAUGAAAUUGUUUAUUUUUCAUAACCAUAAUAGAGCUUAUUUAUUGAGGUUAAUGUACUGAAUGUUCAUUUGUGUCUGUUUACGGUUACAUUAAAAUAGAUUUGAAUGUGAAAUAAAGUAGAUCUUUUUGCAAAUAA